Metarhizium album ARSEF 1941 is the source of this 1074-nucleotide messenger RNA. RefSeq names its product Alpha/beta hydrolase fold-3. The coding region runs from base 1 to 1074 and encodes 357 amino acids. Lineage: Eukaryota; Fungi; Ascomycota; Sordariomycetes; Hypocreales; Clavicipitaceae. The transcript is spliced from 4 exons. Gene Ontology annotation, molecular function: hydrolase activity. The record is from RefSeq and is a predicted model, not a curated record.
AUGCGCCCCAAAUCAAAGGCAAAGCUGUCCGUCCUGGGCAUGCUCGACUUGCUUCCCGGUCUUGCGUCUGUCGUUGCGGUGGGCAUCCUCUCCGUGUUGACGGGUCUAUUCCGGGGCCAGAGGGACGCGCCCAGCCUGCACCUUCACAUUGCGUACGCCGUCUUGAGAAAAGCCACGUCCAGGCUCUCGCCCCUUCAACUGCAAUUCAUCUCGCCCUUGACCGAGGUCGUGUACCUGCAGUAUGCGCGCUCUGCCAAGGUCAAGCCCGAGACGGUGGCCCUGGGUGCCGGCGGUGCCCGCGCUCACUGGCUCGGAAAUAAAGAAGCGGCAAACGUCUUGAUUUGGUACCAUGGCGGCGGCUUCUGUCUGCCCGCAAACCGGGCAUACUUCCAGUUCCUCGAGAGUCUCGUCGCAUCGUCGCAAAAGUCUGGCCAGGACCUGGCAGUCUUCGUCCUGACCUACACCCUGGCCCCGGGCGCCACACACCCUACCCAGCUCACCCAAGCCGUCGAGGCACUGCGCUACAUCCUCGACGAGGCCGGCCGAAGGCCCUCUCGGGUGCUCAUCGGCGGCGACUCUGCAGGCGGAAACCUCGUCAUGGGCGUCCUGUCUCACCUCGCCCACCGACACCCGGCCAUACCCGAGCUCGACAUCUGCGAGCCGCUGGCCGGCGCCGUCGGCAUCGCGCCCUGGACCCUGAUCGGGGAGGACCACGGCGACAGGGACAUCUACUGUGGCGGCGAUCUGAUAACUCCCGCCGUGGACAAGCCCUGGUCCAGCGCCUUCCUGGGCGGCUCCGAUAAGGACUACUUCACGAGCGCCUCGACGGCUCCGCGAAGCUGGCUGGCGGCCUUCCCCGUCAAACGAGUCCUGAUACUGGGCGGCGGCAAUGAAAUCAUGCUGCCCGCCAUUGAGGACCUGGCAGAGAAGCUGCAGGCCGCGCUACCCAACGUCGAAUUGUUCAUAGGCCACCGCGAGGCCCACGUCGCCCCGGUGUAUAACAUGCUGGUAGGAGACAACACAGAAACCAUGCAGGGCAAAAAGGUCAAGGCGUGGUUGAGGGAGACACUGUAG